CCUCUCGCUCCCAAAUCAAGCCUCUGAAGAGCCUGCGCCGAGCUGAACGGGCGUCUCUCUAUUCUCCACACCCACAUACUUACAGGCGAAUCGCGCCUUCCCCACAACCCCGCCAGACCCUUCGAUCCUCCCAUACCCCUUCUCUCCUAGGGCCCGCGAUUGAACGCAGCCUCGUGUACAUGCAUCCCAACUUGGGCUUCACCAAACUUCUUCCCUCGUCGCACACGAGACGUAUAAGAUCGUGAUAGACGCGCACACAAAGAAAAGGAUUCACACGCGCCGCAAUGGCGUGGGACCACCUGUCGAUUACGAAGCCGCAUUUGGUCUACAUCAUCCUGGGCGGCUUCACCAGCCUGUUCAUGCUAUGUUCCUCCGUAAUCAAGGAGCGCCUCUACAUUGGUGAAGCCACGGUGGCUACCCUCUGUGGCAUCAUCUUUGGCCCGCAUGCCGCCGACUUGAUAGAUCCCGCAUCAUGGGGCAAUGUUGACCUGAUCACCCUAGAGUUCUCGCGUAUUGUCCUGGUCGUACAAUGUUUUGCCGUAGGAGUCGAAUUGCCGAGAGCGUACAUGGAAAAGCACUGGAAGUCGGUUACGCUGUUGCUUAUCCCCGUCAUGACAUUCGGCUGGCUCAUUACCAGUCUGUUCAUCUGGGGGCUCUUCCAUACCCAUCUGAAUUGGCUCGACAGCCUUUGCAUUGCCGCUUGCGUUACGGCUACUGAUCCUGUCCUAGCCUCCUCGGUCGUCGGAAAGGGCAAGUUCGCGAAACGAGUCCCCAAGCAUUUGCGAGAUUUGUUGUCGGCUGAAUCUGGCUGCAACGAUGGCAUGGCUUUCCCCUUUGUCUACCUGGCCAUCUAUCUCAUCCGCUACCGCCCGGACGCUACCAAGGUCGCUUACCACUGGAUUUGCUACACCGUCCUCUACGAAUGUCUGUUUGGCGCUAUUUAUGGAGUGGUAAUCGGAUAUGCUGCUCGUCGCGCCAUUCGAUGGGCCCACGAAAAAGACCUCAUCGACCGCGAGAGUUUCCUCGUCUUCUACUUUGUCCUCGCCCUUUGGUGCGCCGGCUCGGGUGCUUUGCUCGGUCUAGAUGAUUUGCUCGUAGGCUUUGCUUGUGGAGUAGGCUUUUCGAACGACGGUUGGUUCCUCGAAAAGACCGAAGAAUCGCACGUUUCCAACGUUAUCGAUUUGCUCAUCAAUUUGGCCUUCUUCGUUUACUUUGGCGCAAUCAUUCCUUGGGGGCAGUUCAACGCCCCAGAGAUCCUCGGUUUGUCACCAUGGCGCCUCGUUGUUCUAGGCCUCUUGGUGCUCUUCUUCCGCCGCUUACCCAUUAUGCUAUUGCUCAAACCCGUCAUACCCGACAUCAAGACCUGGCGAGAAGCUUCCUUCGCUGGUCAUUUCGGGCCUAUCGGAGUCGGUGGCUUAUUUGUUGCUAUCCUUGCAAGAGCCGAGCUAGAGACCGAGUCAACAACGCCCUUGGCUGUACUCCCCGAGGAAGGAUUCGAGCACUUGAACAUCAUCGAGAUGAUAUGGCCAAUCACAUGUUUCCUCGUAAUCGUCAGUAUCGUUGUUCACGGUAGUUCAAUUGCUGUAUUCACCCUGGGCAAACGCAUCAACACGCUCACAAUCUCUCUCUCGUACACCCAGGCGAACGAGGAUGGACCUGGCUGGAUGGACCGUCUUCCUCGUAUCCAGUCCCGCUCGAGAUCGUCCAUGUCUGUUGGUCGGCGUCCAUCCGAGUCGUCGAUUGAUGAGAAGGCAGAAGUGACUGGGCCAGGUCUGCUUCCUUCAACUGGCUUCGCGGGCACCUUUCUGCGUCGCCAGAAAGAGGAAGAGAACGCCAGUCGCUCCAAUUCAGUCCGUGCCACCAACCGGCGGAAACGAUGGGAUGCCGGUCGAGGUCCUGGUGGACCAAUUUCUCAGUCUGCUAUUGCUCCUUCUAGACGCGAUGAGGAGAAGGCAGAGGUCACAUCACCAGAACAAGAUACGGACACAUUUGCUGACAAUAUGGCUGCUUCCAGCGAUAGCUCGUCAAGCGGAAAAGAGAAGAUGAAGAUGCGCGAACCAGAAGAGGAGAUAUAUCAAGAGGGCGACAAGACCAUCAUCGAAGACCAUGAAGGCAAUGUUCUCGAAGUUCGGGAUAGCAACGGUGAGCACGGGAGACAGAGGCAGGAGCAUGAUGCAGACAGAGCGAAGGAACUUUUGGUGGAAGAGGAUGUUGAACACGGUGUCGCGCAGAAAGAGCAUGGUGGCAAGCUUGAAGAAGCUCCUGGAAAGAUAGAGGAUGCCAUUGAGCAUCCUCAAAAGACCUGGCGAAAACGAAUGCAGAGCUUUUCCGGGAAACAUCAUCACCAUCACGAGGACAAUGUCGCAGACUCUUCAAAGGCUCAAAAACCCACGCGGCAACGUGGGCCAGCUCUGGCCUACCAAUUUGGUAACACCAUUAUUGUCGAAGAUGAAGAUGGAGAGGUUAUCAAGAAGUACGACAUACCCUCUGCAUCCAAGAAAGAACAACGUCCUGGAACACAGCGUGGCCAAACUAUGGUGGAGUCUUCUAGUCGCGCUAUCCAGAGCCUAAAGAGGAUGGGAACGCACAUGGGAAUACCAACUCACCAAGAAGCCGGGCCAUCUGGCACUGAAGGCACUGAGGGCAAGAAGAAGAAGCCAACUGACGAUGAUGAUGAUGAUGAUCUUCUUCGCUUCACUGUCAAUGCCGGUGGUCGCAGGAUGAGCAAAAUGGAGUUUAUCCAGCAAAUGGCUCAGAUGAAUCCGAAGGAUCGUGCGAAAUUUGUUCAGAAUAGCGACGUCCCUGACGCUGUCAAGACGGCGGCAGAGCAGGAUGCAAGGGAUCACAAGGACGCUCAGCGUCGACAAGCAGCAGCGACGGAAGCAAAUGUUCCUCCGGUCGUUGGCGAAGAGGGCGAGGCUGAGAUUCAUAAGAUCGAGUCGCCUGUAGCAGACAAGGAGGGACGCGCUCGCGGCCCUGAAGGCUUGACGCUGGUCGACAGCAACAACGAAGACGUACCGUUCCACUCGGUGCGAGAAGACCUAGCUAGCUACUCACUUGCCCAGAAGGAUGAAACCGCUGCACAGCGCCGCCGCCGUCUAGCGUCUGAACAGUCACAACCCACUCAGCAAGAACCUCGCAACGACUAUUUCGAGGCAGCUUCUGAAGAGGAGACCCCUGCGGAACGCCGUCGUCGCCUUGGCGCCCUGAAAGGGUCCUCUUCACCACCACCACCAACCACACGCAGACCGCGGUCCCUCUCUCCCGAGAGCAAACAGGGGCCCCAGGAAAACGAAAGUUUCGAUGGUGAAACAGCAGCAGAGCGCAAACGUCGUCUCGGCGCGCUUGGAGUAGGUGAAGAUGACUCGCCAGAGUCGGAUUCUGAAGACGAGGAAACCGGCGACCCGCUCGAGACGGGUCGUGGAACGCAUUCGAGAGCAGGCGAGCAGAAGCAGGCUCUGCCACCGCCUCGAGCACCGGGCAUCCGAUUUGCAGAUCAACCUCGUAUACCGACCAAGGAUGAGCGCGCUGCCGAGGAUGCCAAGGAGAAAGAGGAGAGAGAGACCGGCAAGAAGAGUGGGCUGAGUAAGCUGAUGCGAAGAAAGUAAAGUAUGUUUUGUUACUUCUUGUAGUAGAUCUAUAUCCAAGGGUGGUAACAUGGAGCCGCGGCGUUUUGGUUCUUUUUUUUAGGAGGGUGAAGUUGUCGUUCGAUACAGCCGUGUUCGCAUUUCAGCGUGCAUAGAAAUAGACGAGCAUAUGGAGGCAUGUUGGUUGGCAUGGAGAAGAUACACACAGGGAGGAUUUGCCAAUGAUUAGAUUUAAUGCAGCAGUUACUCCAUCCAGAUCAUGUUGAACAUCAAUAGG
Molecule: messenger RNA, 3864 nt
Organism: Cucurbitaria berberidis CBS 394.84
Lineage: Eukaryota; Fungi; Ascomycota; Dothideomycetes; Pleosporales; Cucurbitariaceae
Exons: 2
Coding region: 285-3608 (1107 amino acids)
Biological process (GO): regulation of membrane potential; sodium ion export across plasma membrane; intracellular potassium ion homeostasis
Cellular component (GO): plasma membrane
Molecular function (GO): sodium:proton antiporter activity
Source: RefSeq, a predicted model, not a curated record